Molecule: messenger RNA, 1572 nt
Organism: Trametes versicolor FP-101664 SS1
Lineage: Eukaryota; Fungi; Basidiomycota; Agaricomycetes; Polyporales; Polyporaceae
Product: catalase-domain-containing protein
Exons: 17
Coding region: 1-1572 (523 amino acids)
Biological process (GO): hydrogen peroxide catabolic process; response to hydrogen peroxide
Cellular component (GO): peroxisome; mitochondrion; cytoplasm
Molecular function (GO): catalase activity; heme binding
Source: RefSeq, a predicted model, not a curated record
AUGAACGCUGGCGCCAACCUUCAAGAGCAGACCUCUAGCAAGGACGCCUCCGAUGUCGAGUACACCCUAGAGAACGGUUCUCCCUACCCGCACCCGUACCAAUAUCAACGUAUCGGAUCCGACGGUCCACUCCUCCUGCAAGACACUCAUUUGAUCGAGCUGUUUGGGUCCUUCGAUCGCGAACGCAUCCCGGAGCGCGUCGUGCAUGCCCGAGGCGCGGGUGCACAUGGCUACUUCGAAGUUACCAAUGCCGACUUCUGCAAAAACUUCACGAUGAUGGACAUGCUGAGUGAGAAUGGCCUCAAAACCCCCAUCACUGCUCGUUUUAGCACUGUCGGAGGGGAGUCAGGGUCAGCCGACGAAGCUCGCGACCCGCGUGGAUUCGCCUUGAAAUUCCGGACUCGCAAGGGCGUCCUCGACAUUGUCAUGAACAAUACGCCGGUGUUCUUCAUCCGCGACCCCGCCAAGUUCCCUCAUUUCAUUCACACGCAGAAGCGCCACCCCGCGAGCCACUUGCGGGACAAGGAUAUGUUCUGGGACUACCUCGGGUCGAACCCUGAGUCGCUGUACCAGGUUAUGCGCUUGUUCUCCGACCUCGGCACGCCACAAGGAUUCAGGCACAUGGACGGGUGGACCGGACAUACCUAUCGGUGGGUGCAGAACGACGGGACGUGGUCGUAUGUCCGCCUGUACGCGCAGACCAUGCAGGGCGUCCAGAAUUUUACCAAUGCUGAGGCUGCGUCUAUUUCCGGAACGAACCCGGACUUCGCUACUCAGGACCUCUACGAAUCGAUUCAGAACGGCACCUUCCCCGGCUGGACGAUGUUCGCUCAGGUCCUGAGCCCGGAGGCCGCUCAGUCCUUCAAGUACAACGUGCUUGAUCUUACGAAGGACUGGGGUUUCGAUAACGUUGCGCCCGUGGAGAUUGGCAAGUUCUACCUGACGCAGAACCCCGCUAACUACUUUGCGGAGAUAGAGCAGGCCGCCUUCUCGCCUGCGAACAUGGUCGAGGGCUGGGCUCCGUCUGCGGACCCGGUGCUGCAGGCCCGGCUCUUCUCCUACCCUGACGCACACCGCUAUCGCCUGGGAGUCAACCACAAGCAAAUUCCCGUGAACGCCCCUGUCAACCCUGUGGCUAAUUUCGAGCGCGACGGGCACAUGAAUAUUAACGGCAACCAGGGCUCGCGUCCGAACUACCUGUCCACCCUCGAUAAGAUUAAGCUCCCGCCGCGUGCUUACGUUGACGAGACCCACCAGCAGUGGACUGGCGGCGCCGUGGCCUCACUUUCCGCCGUGACCGAGAUAGACUUCGACUGGCCUCGUAUCUUCUGGAACGGGCUCUCCGAGCAGGACCAGCAGAACCUCAUCAGCAACGUCGUCGGGCACCUCGGCGCAGCGCCUACAUACAGCGUGCGCCAACGCAUGGCCUCGCUCUUCAAUUACGCCAACAGCACCCUUGGUCAGGCGAUCGCGGACGGCGUCGGCGUGAAGGUUGUGAACCUCACUUUCCCUAACGGCCCGACCUGGUUCAACGUGACGAAGGACCCUGUUGGCAGCACUCUCGACUACUGA